This is a messenger RNA of Phoenix dactylifera (date palm), 876 nucleotides long. Lineage: Eukaryota; Viridiplantae; Streptophyta; Magnoliopsida; Arecales; Arecaceae. The record is from RefSeq and is a predicted model, not a curated record.
AUGAGAGCACUUCUUUGGAAUUGCCGUGGCGUGGGGAAGCCCUCUUUUGCCCCGGCUUUCCGUAGGCUAGUGCAUCUGCACAAACCGGAGAUAUGUGUUCUGUUCGAGACCCGGUUAUCCGGGGUGAGUUUGCAGAAGGUAAGGAAGAUGCUUCCGAGAUCAUGGGGGUUCUAUGCUGUGGAAUCUCAGGGAUUGUCAGGAGGUAUUAUUGUGACUUGGUUACAGGGUGGUUGUAAAAUUGAUGUCUUUAAUGGUUGCAACCAAGAGGUGAUCAUAGUGAUCUCAGAGGAAGAUCGCAGUCCGUGGGUUCUUGCAGCUGUGUAUGCUAGUACAAGGUUCAUAGAACGGAGGACUUUAUGGGAGGAGGCAUCUCAGCUCAUCAGUCAGGGCUAUCCUAUGUUGGUGGCAGGGGAUUUUAAUUGUAUUGUUCAUCCCCAUGAAAAGAUGGGGGGGCGGGCUUUUACUUACAAAAGGGAGAUCAGGGAAUUUCAGGACUUCAUUAUGGAGAAUGGCUUGAUUGACUUGGGCUUUUCGGGGCCAAAGUUUACAUGGCGUAAUAACCAGCAGGGGCAGGCUCGGGUCUGGGAGAGAUUGGACAGAGUCUAUGCCACAGCCGGGUGGAUCCAGUGCUUCCCUGAGCAUCAUGUUCGUCACUUGCCACAGAUCGCAUCUGAUCACAGUCCUUUACUGGUUAGUACCGAUACACUUGUCUCUAGUCAUUCUCCUUUUAGAUUUGAGAAGUUCUGGUUAUGCUAUCCACAGUCUUGGGAGAUAGUGGAGGGAGGCAUGGAGUAUGCCGGUCAGAGGGGAUGCUAUGUACCGGGUGUCAUGCAGGUUGGAGUUAACAAAGAGAAGGCUAAGGAGAUGGAACCGUGA